This is a messenger RNA of Meleagris gallopavo (turkey), 8889 nucleotides long. The record is from RefSeq and is a predicted model, not a curated record. NCBI's taxonomy places the organism in Eukaryota, Metazoa, Chordata, Aves, Galliformes, Phasianidae.
GGGCAAUAGCUCUGCAGCACAGGCACCAAUCCACCUGAACUCUCCUGGGUCAGGAGUGAGUUACACUUAAAUUGCCAAUUACUGCCUAUUGACACCUCUGUGCUGGCUCUGAGCUAAACAGUUUUGUUCCCAAGUUUGUGAAUGGGCAAAUAUAGCUCCUGUCUCCAGGUGCUGCAGUAACACAACAAGCCCCUUAGGGCCUUUUCAGAAGUUGAGGCUGCAGAAGUUCAGAAACUUUUAAUGACAUCAAUUGAGACCUGACUGUUGCUGGGGCCAUAACUUCAUGAGACACCGGCACUGGGGACACAACAGGCUUUGGGCAUUCCUGCUUCCUCCGGAGGUUCUGUUGAAGGCACGUGGCUAUUUUCAACUUGGAUCACAACAGGAUGUGGUUUAAUGCUUUGGCUCUAUGACUGGCUGAUCCAACACAGCCAAUGGGAUAUGUCUGGUGGCCUGAAGGUAUGAAACAACACGGCUGGGGACUUCCCAAGCUGUCAGCGCCAGCAUCCCCUGACAUGCAUGAAGAUGUGUCAGUCCUACAGUGCCCAGUAUCAUGACAAUGUGCCUCUUGGGGACAGCAAAGCUCUGGGCUGGCAGACAUGGCUGCCAUUCAGAUAGGCCUCGGUGGCCCAGAGAAACAGGGAAGCACAAACCCCUGAUGUUCAGCCAAGUCUGCUGCAAAUUCUUGCCCCUGGGUAGGUUAAUCCCAUGCCACACGGCUGCCCAGUGGGCAACAAGCUGUGCUGCAGGCAGCAGGCAACCACUGCAGCCUGAUCUGGAUUCAUGAAGGGCAGCUCAAGGAGCACUUGUGGAAGUGCCACUGCAGGGAAGGGCCCACUCUGGGGCUCCACGGUGCAGGAAAUGCCCUGGCUAAUGGCAACAAGGAUGGGGGGAGGGAUGGAGAGGGGGGCAUUAAGCUGGUCAGGGCCUGCAGUACAGCAUGUCUGAUGAGAGGCUGAGACUGGGCUGGGUUGGCCUUCAGAAGAGAAGAGGAGACGUCUGACUGCUAUCUCCAGCUGCCCGAAGGGAGGAGGAGAUGAUGCAGGCAGGCUCUGCCUGGGGGUACAGCACAGCAAGGCAGAGGGCAACAGACACAAACUGUAAUGUGGAAAAUCUUUCCUAGACAAAAGGAAAUGGUUCUUCAUAAUGAAGAUGGUCCCACUCUGGAGCAGGUCUCCAAAAGUGUGAUAGGAUCCCUGUCCGUGAAGGUGCCCAAACAAGUCCCGGCAGAGCCUGGUCUGACAGGACCAGAGGCCCUGAGGACCUUCCAGCAGAAAUCCCAGGCCAAGAAAUGACACUAAUAACCAAGAAUCCAGCCAGACACCACUAGCAUAGCACCUAACGCUCAGAGAUUAUUUGUUAAUUACUGGCCAUCCGAUAAUUAAUUAGGCUUGUGAUCAAGACCGGAGAAAAGGCCCACCCCUCACACCUUGCUCCCUGCCCCUCAGCCUUCCCAGGGGCCUGCAGGCAGAGUAGGGGAGGACCAAGGCUAGGGCCAAGGUAGGGGAGGCGGAGGAAGGGAGACUUCCAGCUCCAAAAUACACUUCUGUGGGGGGAAAUGGAGGGUGUGCUGGCAGCAGAAGGGCUGAGUCCAAAGGAGCUCCGUGCCAGGGAGGGAGUCUCCUGUUUGUGCCCAGCUGCACUAUCACUUCUUUACCACAGAGAUGGGAAUGCUCUCAGGCCCCAUGCUGGCCUUUGCAGACUGGUGUGGGGAAAGCCUUCUUGCCACAGUCCCAAACUGCUGCGAGGGGAGAGGUUUCUGAGCAGCUUCUGGAAGCAGGGAAGCAGUGCACCUUGCACUUGCUGGAGCCCCAUAAGCCACUCUUCAAUCCAGAUCAAUUGUCUAGAAGAAACCAAGGUUAUCAAAGAAAGCUAUUCUUAGUCACAAAAAUGAGGAAAACAAGCUGGAAGAGUGCAGGCGGAAAGGCCUAACUCUGACAUAUUCCCGGGCUCGGGCUCUUUCUCAAGGGUGUUUGUGAGCCAAUAGGGCUGCAGAGCCUGCAGCACUACCGCAGUCCCAGAGUGGGAUCAACACUGAGUGUCUGCAGCUGCCAAGAUGCUCAGGAAGCUUCAGACCAGCCCCAGUCCCAGCCUCUGGAGGGCUGGAGCAGCAUCCUCAGGACUCUGUUGCCUUUACUCACUGUGUGCUCCCACAGCAUCCCAAACCACUCUGCCUAAGUGGCUGUGCCUGAGCAAUUACGUGCUGUAACAGGGGAUCUUUUCCCACGUGCCUCCGAGGGGUAUAUCAAAUUCACCCUGCUGUCCCAAACUUCUGGUGCUGCCAGAUACACCUGGUGUGAAGAGAGGAAGCAUCAUUUCCAGGUAAGCUGUGCAGGCACUGGGUCAUCUCUGGAUGUGUUUAAAACCGGCUGUAUGUGGUGCUCAGGGUCCUGAUUUAGUGGAGGGUUGUUAAGGUAGUUUGGUUAGGUUGCGGCUGGACUUGAUGAUCUUUAAGGUCUUUUCCAACCUGAGCUAUUCUGUGAUCCUAUGAUCCUAUGAUCAGGUGUCCCCACCCGACAAGCAGGGCAAAUGCUCAAUAACAGGACUUUAUGUAUAGGGUUAAGGAGGGAAGGAGUUCGCCCCACACAUGGUCCUGCAAGACCAGAACUGGCAGAUAUGUCUUUGCAGUGCUACUUGGCAGCUUGUUGAGUACCCAGUGGCCUGGAACAGGUCCCACAGUUCACCCAUCAGCAGCUUGCCUGCAUGUAGCAACAGAGGAACCGCCCUUUCUGCAAACACUGCUCUGAGCAGGAACAGACGUGUUGCUUGCUUGUGUGUUGCUGCAUUUGCCAUCUGCUCCUAGCCUUGCCAUGAUAGGUGGCAUAGGUGGCUCUGCAAACCUAGUGAGACCAUGGUAUAGGCAUGUGCUUCGCAAAGAGGAGCUCUGAUCUGCUGCUCCCCACUCUAUCUUGAGCUCACCUGUCUCAUAUUAGGUUUGAUAGCAAAUCAAAAUCAAUUUAAUUAGCAGAAAGGCAAACACUUCCAGUGACUGCAGAUUUAGUUGCAAACCCGUAUGGUUAUUAGAAAAUGAAACAAAUGUGCCACUUGUAUACCAUUUACUCAACACCUUUGACAUUUCGUCCUUCCCUUUCAGGGCUGGGAGGGGGCACAUCCAACCUGCUCUGGCUCAGCCCUCUUGCUGCCAGCACCCCCCACUGAAGCAACUGUUUCUUGGGGAGACUGCAGUCUGGAUAUGUCCCCUGGAGGCAGAGAGCCAUGGAGUGCAGGGAGGGACUGGAGUGGGUGCUGGGUUUGUCUGUGCACUGUCUUCAGGGGAACCAGGCAUGUGGUUUUCCACCUCCACAUUAUUAAACUGACACAAAAGGCUCUGUGGACACCUACUUACAGUUAGAGCAGUUUUAUUUUAAGUAAAGGGAAAAGUUCUACGGGGUCGCAGAUUUAGGAACCAAAUCCUCUCCUGCCUUUACGCUGGUCCCUUGUCCAAGCCUUGGUGCAUUAGAACUGAGGUGAUUCCUGGGUUCAAGCCAUUUCUGAAACUGAGUUUAAGCUGCUAGCUGACACAGGUUUGUCUGUGCCAGGUUCACCCACAGCAGAUGCUCUGGCAUAGGGCUCUGCUCCCCAUGCAGCAGCCUCCUCCCUUUUGGGCUCUGCUUCUCCAGAGUGACUAUGUAAUGCCAUGCCCCCUCCAAUGGACUCUCCCUUUGCCAAAGCAGCUUCCUCCUGCUCCAGCAGGUCCUCACUCCCUGUGCACCACCCAGCAAGGUCUCACUAAUGUUCUUCGGUGUUGGUAUUUUCCCACACAGAUUACAAACUAUUCCUGCUGUUGCCAAGGCAAGUUUGGCUUCUCUGCCACACUCACAUUACCCUAUACUGACUGGACUGCUGGGCAUCCAGCGGAGGUCCCUGUGGGCACACUUCUCCUGGUCCCAGAGGUCCUGUGCACAGCCAUUCCCAUUAGCACCCCCAGCAAUUGGUUUCCUAUUUGCAACACAUCACAGCCCUUGGUGUUUUGCUCUAGAAUGAUGUUACUGUGGCCAGCCUCUCCCCCAGGUCUUCCAGGAGCCUUCCUGAUGCUCCCUGCUCUUUCACCCCUGCUCCUGCUCCCCUGCCGAAUUAACUGAGCUUGCAAUGUUGUUUUCUGAGAUCUAGGCAACUGAUAGCUGUGUCAUUUCCACUGUUGAAAAAAAAAAGCAAGUGUCUUAGGAAGGCUGGACAGCAAGUUUUUCUAGCACAAUCUCCCUUUGGAAGCCUGGAUUUAUGUUUUAUCAUAACUUCCACUUUUCUUUCCUCGAAAGCCUUUCAAAAGCUCAAAUGAACUUUCAUUCUCUCAUCAGAUGUAGAUACUUCACAAAGAUACUUUACAUCUCUUCUGAAGGAAGCAUUGAUUGCUCCUGAGUUCAGGUUCUGUUCCUGAGUUCAGGUGCAGACAUGUUCCCUUCCUGCAGCCCCCUGAUGUGCAGCAGACCUCUGAAGACUUUCCUCCCUGCGUGAUGCUGCUGCCCCCAUGCCUUCAGCUUGUCCCGGUCACCCUACCUUUGCCAUAAAUUGUCACUGUUCUUCUUGAAAACUGUGACUGGGUGUGCUCUGACCUCAUGGACUCUGAGCUGAGAAGUACCUCAUGGGUGCCUGUACUUCAACUGGCUGAAAAGUGUAUAUUAAUCUCUUGAGGCUGCACACAGUUUUCAUUAUCUCUCUGUACUCCUUCAUCUUUAAAUAGAGACUUUUCUUAGGGCUUUUUCUUUUCUUUCCUUGCGGGCAUUCCACUUGUUCCAAACAUUGUCCUCAGUGUACAUAUGCUGCUUGCUUGCUUGAAUCGUAGAAUGGUUGAAGUUGGAAGGAACCUCCGAAGGUCAUCUUGUCCAACAGCUCUGCUCUGCCAGCUUCUCCCUCAAGCUUAGGAGGGAGUUUUAGACAGGUUUCAUCUUUGGCUUCACAAAGCAUCAUUCAUUUUCUAUGUUUGCGUGCUUGAAUUCCCAAAUCUGUCCACCUGCAAUAACUUUCUUUCCUGACUUGUGCAUGAUCUCAGAUAUAGCCACCAUUCUGCUCUUAUUGAUCUUCCCAUUUACACAAACUGACAUUGACUCAUGCUUACUCUAGCUGAAGUUAUUUUCUACAAAUAGCUUUUCUAUAAGCAGCCUGUUUUUCAGGAACAAGAACAAAAACCCUAUCAGCUCGCUUCAUGCUUUGACCUAGUAAAAAUAUGUGAGAUGACACAUCCAAGGGUAUUUGGAAUGCCUAAUAGACCAGGCAGUGAUUUAUAGCCUCCCCCCUCCAAAGAGUUUCUCUUCCUGGCAGAAUUUCUCUCCUUAGGCUUUGUCCUUGCUGCAGUCUGGCUGAGGGGUCUGAGCAGAUCUUCCUUCCCCUCCUUCCCAAGAUGAUUUUGGACCCAGGAAGUCUUUUGGAUCCAGUGUCUUUCCAGGUGUUGUGCUAUGCUCCCCCUUCCCGUCUCCCUUUCUUGCACUCUCCUCCUAGAAUUAGAUGAUCUUUGAGGUUCCUUCCAACUCCAGCCAUUUUAUGAUUCCGUGAUUCUCCACUGUCUGCUCUGGUUACAGCAGCUAUUUCUCUGACCUCCAGGAAUAUCUGCUGUUAAGGGACACUUCAUCUUGAAGUUUGAGCUCCUCCAUGUUGGCUUUGCCUGAAGCCACAACCAUUUAUGUUAUUUCCUAUGGACCAUCUGCUCUUCCUGAGCCAGAGAUGCGCCUUUUGUUUAGCUGUGCUGUUUUCCCAGCUGCCGUUAUCUCUACAGGUUCUUCCCUUUCCUCUGUCUCUCCUCUCUGUGGUCAUGCCCUUGUUUACCAGCACAUACCAUAUUGAGCACGGGGAGUGUACGCCUCUCCUUCAGCCUCCAGUCCCUUCGUGGUUUAAAACCUGAUGUGUCACUUCUCCCACACUGGAUCUUGAAAGGCUUCUCCUUUCCUGCCAGAAUGCCUCCAUGCAUUGGAAGGAGUGUGUUCUUGGAAGUUCCCAGUUCUGCAAGCACCACAGACUUGCUCAUGAGACCAAACCACUGGCUGUCAGCUGCUCCCUCCCUCCCCAGUUACACGCCUGCCUCAUUUUUUGGGCACCAGGACAAAUGUACAGCACAGCCCUGAAUUCCCACAUAGUUGAUCACAUCCCCUACAUGUUGAGCACUGCUUCUGUUUUCCCUUGUUUAACAGUUCCUGGGAUCCUUACUGACCACAGUGUGAGAUCCCUGCUUUCUGUUGUUACUUGGGCAAUGCAGAGUUUUGCCUCGUUUAACAGCAGGUCCUGUCUUAGCUCAGAAGGCAACAUGGGGAGGUGGCUUUGCUGGCUUUUUUGCUGGCUUGCAUGGCUUUGCUAUGAGUUCUUCAAGCCAUUGCCUGAAGAGCUGGAGCCGUUUUGGACAGGUCUGUCUGUUUUCUACCUAAGCCUGCUGGCAACCCUUGGGGUAAGUGGCCAGAGAGCAGUCCCUGUGCCAGCUGAAAAGCCAUGGGGCAGUGGGAACAUGCAUGGGAAUGCAUGUGUGGCAUCCUGUGGUGUUUACUUGAGGAUUGAAACACCAUGGGCUGAGACUCACCACCUGCCCACAGACUUCUCCCAUCUCAGAGCCCUUUGAGUCAGUUGUGAGAUCUAAGGAUUCCCAGAGAUUGUGGCACAGCUUCAGCCCAUGACACAGAAGAACAGAGGGCUGGAGAUAUCCCAUGGCAGGGCUAAGCUUUCACCUCCUUCUGCCUGUCCUGUGUCUCUUCUUGCUCUCCCCGCAGAUGAACCCUGAGUCCCUGCAGGGGGGAAAUCUCAGCAGCCCCACCUCAUUUCUUCUCUUGGGGUUUUCCACUGCCUACAGAGCACAGGUAUCCCUCUGCAUGGGCUUCUCGCUCAUUUACUUGGUGACUGUGCUGGGGAACCUGCUCGUAAUGACGCUGGUCUGGCUGGACACUCACCUGCAGUCCCCCAUGUACUACUUCCUGGGCCACCUCUCCUUCCUGGACAUCUGCUACUCCUCCGUCACACUGCCUAAGAUCCUCAGAGACUCCUUCUCGCCACAGAAGACCAUUUCCUUGGUGGGAUGCAUCACGCAGAUCUACUUCUUCCUUUGCUUUGGGGGCUGUGAGUGUGUGCUCCUGGCUGCCAUGGCCUACGAUAGGUACCUGGCCAUCUGCCACCCCCUCCACUACACAGCACUGAUGAGCAAGAAGAUCUGCCGCAGCCUAGUGGCUGUCUCAUGGUUGAGUGGCUCCUUCUCAUCUCUGAUCCAGGCCCUCCUCACAGCCCGCUUACACUUCUGUGAGUCCAAUGUGAUCAACCAUUUGUUCUGUGAGAUCCCCUUCUUGCUGGAAGUGUCCUGCAGCCCUAAUGCUCUUCUCAACAAGGCUGUCUCAUAUGCGUUGGCUGCGACUAUUGCCGUGGGCUCUUUCCUCCUUACUCUCGCAUCAUAUGUUCACAUCCUCCAGGCUGUGCUGCAGAAGGGAGCAGGGAGGCAGAAAGCCUUUGCCACCUGCACCUCCCACCUGACCGUGGUGUCCCUGUUCUUUGGUGCUGGGGCUGUUACAUACCUGGUGCCUCAAUCCAGCAGCUCCAAGGAGAUAGACAAGAUCCUCGCCCUGAUGUACGCCAUUGUAACCCCCAUGCUGAACCCCAUCAUCUACAGCUUAAGAAGCAGCGAGUUCCAAGGAGCCAUCAGGAAAGCCCUGUGCAGGGGUAUCACUGAGAUCCCCCACGGGCAGAGCAACCUCUGCCCUCACCAUGCUGCAGGUGACCCAGCAUGAUGGGGGAACUGGGACCCUCAGACCAGUGACAGGCAGAAGGAUGAACUCCAGGGAUGUGAGCAGACCAGGAGCAAAUCCAUAAAACUGCUAUGCCUUGGCCACAGGUUUCCCAAUAAAUAAUUCUGGGAGCUGUUUUCUUAAGAAAUAGGUAUUGUCCAGGUAAAGAAGUUGUACUGAAUGUCCACGCAGUGCCUUUGUUGUGACAGUGCCCUUGGUAAGACUUGUUUUUUUUAUUAAUCAUUUAUCUGCUGUGGGGCUUUGUCAGGCUUUCUGGAAAGAGCUUUUAUUCCUAAGCAAAGCUCUUUCUGAGGUGAAACAAUGUGAAGUGCAGCAGUAAUGCUGUGCUGUAAGCAUCUCCUGCUAAGUGGUGGAUAAUCUUGUCUGGGCUGGUCUUGCAGACACUGCAGAGCCGGAUGCUUUUCUCUUAAUGCAAUAAAAUAUGGAUAAGUAGGAAAAGCAUUGUCAUGGGAUUGAUUUUUGUAGUGUCAGGAAUCAAAGCCAACCCUGGGAACAGACAUCUGCUUCUGCAUGCAGAAUGGUAGUGACAAGGCAGGAGUGUAGGUGGCACCUGAGCAUGCCUGGGGAGAGCAGAUUAUUCUGGCUCAUGCCAUGCUUUCAGAAAGAGUACACGGGGCUUUUGGCAUCAUACAGAGCUGGGAAGGCAUUGUUUGGGGGUCACAGAUAAAAGGAAAUGAAAAGACACUGCAAUUGCAUCUUGUGUAUAAGAAAAUGCGCCUACAGGCACAGUGAAACACAUCCUUCUUGGACCUGAGCCGAAUGCUGAGCUGUGGUGUCUCUGCAAGCAAGACUCUGAGAGGCUCCUGUUCAGCAGAAAUUGUGGAGACUGGUUUUCUGUGAUGGGAACUCCUCCCUGGUGGAAAGAAGUGUUUCCCAGUAGGAACUUAGCAUGACUUAUCCAGCUGAAGUGAGGCUGCUGCACAUGCUCCCGUAGCAUCUCAUUAAGACAUAGCCAAUUCGGGAACCUGGUUUGCAGGACAGCUACAAAAUUGUCUGCUCCUUUGGCAGUAUGACAGGAAUGGACAAACUGAGCUUAACUAAAGAAGAGCAGAGUCAUUGGAGAUAAAAGAAACAUUUCCCUUUUACAAGAUUUACCUGCUUUCUCUAUAACAGUGGUCUCAAAUGUUGGCUGCGUGCACCCCAGUGGGUGUGCAAGACUGUCCACUGGGGGGUGGGAAGAAAA